AUGUUGAAGAUAUGGUCUAUGAAACAACAGCAGCAGCAAGCUGAAAAUGCAGAAGGGGCAGCUGGGAAAAAGAAAAAGAAGGUCACUGCGGCUCAGCUCCGCGUGCAGAGGGAUCUCCAGGAACUGACCCUCGGGAGUACAAUGAAAAUGACUUUCCCUAACCCCGACGAUAUUCUUAACUUCACCCUUUCUAUCGAACCCGACGAGGGCAUGUACAAGGGUGGUGCAUUCCAUUUCAACUUCAACGUGAAUCAGAACUUCCCGCACGAUCCGCCGAAAGUUAAAUGUACGCAGAAGAUUUAUCAUCCUAAUAUCGACCUGGAAGGGAAUGUGUGCUUGAAUAUCCUUCGCGAAGACUGGAAGCCUGUGCUCAAUUUGAAUGCGGUAAUUGUGGGCAUGCAGUUCCUUUUCCUUGAACCCAAUGCCUCCGAUCCACUGAACAAGGAAGCCGCCGAUGAUCUACGUCAACACCGGGAUGCUUUCAAGCGAAAUGUGCGCACGUCAAUGGGGGGAGGCGCCGUCCGGGGAGUUCAGUAUGAACGUGUCAUGAAAUGA
This is a messenger RNA of Aspergillus tanneri, 555 nucleotides long. It is a transcript of the gene UBC12, whose product is annotated as NEDD8-conjugating protein UBC12. The coding region runs from base 1 to 555 and encodes 184 amino acids. Lineage: Eukaryota; Fungi; Ascomycota; Eurotiomycetes; Eurotiales; Aspergillaceae. The record is from RefSeq and is a predicted model, not a curated record. The transcript has 4 exons.